Apus apus (common swift) is the source of this 3033-nucleotide messenger RNA. It is a transcript of the gene SLC4A9, whose product is annotated as solute carrier family 4 member 9. Gene Ontology annotation, molecular function: solute:inorganic anion antiporter activity; monoatomic anion transmembrane transporter activity; sodium:bicarbonate symporter activity. Gene Ontology annotation, biological process: monoatomic anion transport; bicarbonate transport; transmembrane transport. Gene Ontology annotation, cellular component: basolateral plasma membrane; plasma membrane. The record is from RefSeq and is a predicted model, not a curated record. The transcript is spliced from 20 exons. The coding region runs from base 1 to 3033 and encodes 1010 amino acids. Lineage: Eukaryota; Metazoa; Chordata; Aves; Apodiformes; Apodidae.
AUGCAGGCCCAGGUGCCCGUGGUGGCCAGAACAGCUCUCCCAGCAUCAGAUGCCCACUCACAGCCCAGAUCAGAAGGUGGUGACCUUGAAGCUCCCUACCCAGCCUUUGGCUGCAGCAUCAUCCCCUCCAUCAUGGUUCCAGAGGCCAAGAGAGCUGCGACCAUCCUGCAAUGGGAGGAAGGAGGGAACACCAGCUGCCCUCUGCUCUUCAUCCAGCUCAACCAGCUCCUCAGCACUCCAGCAGGGCUGGAGUGGAGAGAGAUGUCCAGGUGGAUAAAGUUUGAGGAGAAGGUGGAAGAUGGUGGGGACCGCUGGAGCACACCCCAUGUCCCAGCCCUGACCCUGCACAGCCUUUUUCAGCUGAGGACGUGCCUGCAGAGUGGGACAAUGCUCCUGGAUCUGGAUGCCUCGAGUUUUAAGGAAAUAAUUGAUGAAGUGCUUUCUGGGCAGUCUGAGGAAGCAGAGCUGCAGCCUGAGCUGAGGCAGCGCCUGGCAGCCCUUCUGCUCCGCCAGCCACAGCACCAGCCCACCACAUCCCCCCUGCAGCUCCUCACUGAGCUCAGCCUCUCUCCCUGCCAAGGGAAGGCCAAAAGCUGGUCUGAGCCCGGAGCCCAGGUCUCCAAAACACCUCUUAAGGAGCAGCUGAGAAACCGAUUUAAGAAGAAAAUCCCACAGGGGGCUGAAGCAGCCCACAUUGCUGUAGGUGAAGUGGAGUUCCUGGAGAAGCCCUUCACUGCCUUCAUCCGCCUCAGGCGAGGGGUGGCCCUCGGCUCCCUGGCUGAAGUCUCCCUCCCCAGCAGGUUCCUCUUCAUUUUGCUGGGUCCCCGAGCCAAAGUGAAAGCCUACCAUGAGGUUGGCAGGGCCAUGGCCACGCUACUGACGGAUGAGCUCUUCCAAAGGGUUGCCCGGCAGGCUGAGCACCAAGAGGACCUCAUUGCAGGGAUGGAGGCAUUCCUGGAUGAGCUGACUGUGCUUCCUCCUGGGAAAUGGGACCCCAGUGUCCGAAUUCCUCCUCCAAGUUGUCUGCCAUCUCCACACAGGAGGCCCAUCAUGCACUCACCAAAUCCGCAGUCCCAUGGCCACCAGGAUGUGGCAGCAGCCGGGGACAGAGCUGGCCUGGGCCACCAAUGCUCCACGGAGGAGCUGGAGAGAACGGGCAGGCUUUUUGGGGGGCUGCUGCGGGACAUCCGGAGGAAGGUGCCAUGGUACGGCAGUGAUUUCUGGGACGCCCUGCACCCCCAGUGCCUCUCAGCAGUGCUCUAUAUCUACCUGGCAACGGUCACCAACGCCAUCACCUUCGGUGGCAUGCUGGGGGAUGCGACCGCCAACAUGCAGGGAGUGCUGGAGAGCUUCCUGGGCACAGCCUUUGCUGGCUCCAUCUUCUGCCUCUUUUCUGGCCAGCCCCUGACCAUUCUGAGCAGCACUGGCCCUGUGCUGGUCUUUGAGCGCCUUCUCUUCUCCUUCAGCCAGGACCACAGCUUGGAUUACCUGGAGUUUCGCCUCUGGAUUGGGCUCUGGGUGGCCUUUUUUGGUGUAGUCCUGGUGGCCACUGAGGCCAGCCACCUGGUGCGGUACUUCACCCGCUUCACUGAGGAAUGCUUCUGUGCCCUCAUCAGCUUGAUAUUCAUCUAUGACUCCCUGAAGAAGAUGCUGAGCCUGGCAGAUACCUUCCCCAUCAACUGGCAGUACCGGCUGGACAAUGUCACCUCCUACAGCUGUGUCUGCAACUUGUCCAGACCCGGUCACAGCUCCACAGGGAACGACACACUGUUCACCUCGCCCCUGGCCCCCCAGCAGCCUCCUGCUGCCCCAGCUGGGCUGAGCAGGACCCAGUGCCUGCAUCGAGGUGGGCACCUCAUGGGAAGCAGCUGCCAGUACGUGCCUGAUGUCACCCUCAUCUCCUUCCUGCUCUUCGGGGGCACCUUCCUCUCCUGCACUGCACUCAAGCGCUUCAGGAGCAGCCGCUACUUUCCUGCAGGGGUGCGGAAGCUGGUGAGUGACUUCGCCAUCAUCCUGGCCAUCCUUGCCUCCUGUGCUGUUGAUGCCGCCCUGGGCCUGGAGACCCCCAAGCUCCUUGUCCCCAGUGAGCUGAAGCCCACAAACCCAGCACGGGGCUGGAUCGUCUUCCCCUUUGGAGCUAAUCCAUGGUGGGUCUGCCUGGUGUCUGUGGUGCCUGCUGUCCUUGCCACCAUCCUCAUUUUCAUGGACCAGCAGAUCACGGCUGUCAUCCUUAACCGCAGGGAGUACAAGCUGCAGAAAGGAGCAGGCUUUCACCUGGAUCUUCUCUGUGUCUCCCUCCUGAUGGUCAUCACCUCUGCCACUGGCCUCCCCUGGUAUGUCUCGGCCACAGUCAUCUCCCUAGCGCACAUGGAGAGCUUGAGGAAGGAGAGUGCAACCUCGGUCCCUGGAGUGCAUCCUGAGUUCCUGGGCAUCAGGGAGCAGCGCCUGACUGGCCUGGCUGUCUUCAUCCUGACGGGGAUCUCUGUCUUCAUGGCACCUGUUCUCAAGCACAUCCCGAUGCCAGUUCUGUACGGGGUCUUCCUGCACAUGGGGGUGGCAGCACUGAACAGCAUCCAGCUCACAGACCGUGUGCAGCUCCUCCUGAUGCCAGCCAAGCACCAGCCAGACCUCUCUUACCUCCGCCAUGUGCCCCUGCACCGGGUGCACCUCUUCACCAUUAUCCAGCUGCUGUGUCUGGCCCUGCUCUGGGUCCUAAAGUCCACCACAGCUGCUAUUCUUUUCCCAGUGAUGCUGCUGGCGCUGGUGGGGCUGCGGAAGGGGCUGGAGCGUGUCUUCUCCCUGCACGACCUGGGCUGGCUGGACGGCCUGCUGCCUGGGGCGGCCGGGAGAGAGCCAGAAGGAACCCGGCCCAGCAGGCGGAAGGAGGAGGAAAGAAAUGGCGAGGAGGUGGGUGAUGUCGGGGGCACUACGCGCUCUCGCAGCCGUCCCCGUGGGUGCUCCGGUGCCAGAGCUACGGCUGGGCCAGGGCUGAGCACCCCGGUGGACGCAGGGGUUGCAGCGCUGCCCGCCUAG